AUGGCCCAGCCUGAUCCUUCCCGAUGGUCUGAUCACCUUCCCCUGGUGCUGUUGUCCCUCCGUUCCACUCUCAAGGCCGACAUCGGUUGCACUGCAGCUGAUCUUGUCUACGGAACCUCCUUACGACUGCCCGGUGAGUUAGUUUCUCCUUCAAACACGCUAACGUUUUUUGAACCUUGCAGUUAUGUGGAGCGACUACGUUGUGCCAUGCGCAAUCUCCGCGCAACGCCCCCUCGAGCGUCACCGGCCAAUUCCUUCAUCCCUUCCGACCUGGAUAAGUGCGAUUUCGUCUUGGUUCGGCAUGACGCUGUCCGACGACCACUCCAACCACCCCAUGACGGGCCGUAUAAAGUCCUUCGCCGAUCUGACAAAGAUGUUGUCAUCGAACGCAACGGCAAGACCGACACAGUCAGCAUUGAUCGCGUCAAGCCGGCCUACAGCGACGACAGUGACCAUUCCUCACCUCAACAACGCACCCCGCCUCAGACAGUGCGGCCUCCUCCACCUACUGGCGACAGCCACCCUCCGGUUCGCCACACACGAUUUGGUCGCCACGUCCACUGGCCCGACAGGUUUGUGGCUGGCUAG
This is a messenger RNA of Spirometra erinaceieuropaei, 588 nucleotides long. Lineage: Eukaryota; Metazoa; Platyhelminthes; Cestoda; Diphyllobothriidea; Diphyllobothriidae. The record is from the annotation of a GenBank genome assembly.